CGUCAGCUCGCGCCCACCGAGCAUGGCUGACAACCGACCUCCAGUUUCCAACUCUUUCUCCAACAGGGAAGCCGCUGUCACACAGCCGACUAAGCCCUUAGUUUCCUGGGACCUGGGAUCCUCCAAGAUUUACCCGACCGCCGCCCAGGCGACCACCAGUUGCGGCGCCACCUUGGGCUUGAACCACCUGCGGGAUAGACUCGGCCGCCGCCAAGAAAUCGGCCUCGGGAGUCAGCCGCAGAUUUCCUUCCCGCGGCCGCGGUCUGCGCAGCCGCCGGUGCUCUUCAGCGUAAUGAAUUCCAGUGAAGCAGCAGUGAAAAAAUUUUUACCCAAGAGCAAUUUAUCUCGGGUGAUUAUUCAUGAUAACCGCAUUGCACAACGAAUCUAUGAGAUGGAGGUAAGCGCUUUAGAGAAGACCAAGAAAAAGAUCAGUCACUACUAUGAACACCUGAAAAAAAAGUUCAUGACAGAACAGCUCAGAAAGCUCGGCCGCUGGAGACAGGAAUCCAUGACCAUCAACCAGUUCUUAACCUUCGGGUAUACCAGGAACAAUUUUAAAACUCCAGUCUCCCAAGACCAACCACCCUAGUUCUGGAAAAGAGAUCUGCCCCAGGGCCACAGUGACACUAGUGUGACCAGAGGAGAACUAGAAACCAGCCAGCCUACACAACUGUAGAACAAUAAACAAAAACCAGCGGACAGUGGAGCAU
Sapajus apella (tufted capuchin) is the source of this 710-nucleotide messenger RNA. It is a transcript of the gene CUNH5orf52, whose product is annotated as chromosome unknown C5orf52 homolog. The coding region runs from base 23 to 589 and encodes 188 amino acids. The transcript has 3 exons. The record is from RefSeq and is a predicted model, not a curated record. NCBI's taxonomy places the organism in Eukaryota, Metazoa, Chordata, Mammalia, Primates, Cebidae.